CUCGGUGCUUUGCAGUUUGCACAGCAGCCUGUACUCUGCCCCACAUUAUAUUUGGCAAUUCUCUCCACCACUCGCUGGACCGUCGCUGCGUAAAAGCCACCGCGCUGUGCUUGGAAAUGCAUUUGUUUUUGCGCACAGAGACCUCUCCAAAAUGGACUUAAAAACCGAACUCCUCAAGUCUAUCUGGUACGCUUUCACAUCGCUGGACGUCGAAAAAUGCGGCAAAGUGUCCAAAUCGCAGUUAAAGGUGCUGUCCCACAACCUGUACACAGUGCUGAACAUCCCACACGACCCGGUGGCUCUGGAGGAACACUUCCAGGAUGAUGACGAUGGGCCGGUGUCUAAUCACGGCUACAUGCCCUACCUCAACAAAUAUAUACUGGAUAAGGUCAAAGAGGGGAUGUUCGACAAGGAGAAGUUUGACGACCUGUGCUGGAUGAUGACCAUGAAGAAGAACUUCAGAGGGUUACCACAGGGGGCGAUGCUAUCGGAAAGAGACUGUUUCAAGCUCUUCUGUUUAUUCAACCUGUUGUCUGAAGACCGCUACCCACUGGUGAUGAUACCUGAGGAGGUGGAGUAUCUCCUCAAGAAAAUCUCCACAGCUAUGAGCCAGGAGUGGGACGGGAAGCCACUGCAGGACUUAAUAUCCCAGGAUGCCCCGGUGCAGGAGAGUGACAUGUCUGUAUGGACCUUCCUGGAGCACAUGGCUGCUGGCCGGCUGCUGAGGGUCACCAGCGCCGAGGCCUUCAGUCUGGCUCUGAACGAGGUCUUUCUUGAGAUGUAUCACAAUGUUCUCAAAAGGGGUUAUAUGUGGAAAAAGGGCCAUGUACGCAGGAACUGGACUGAGCGCUGGUUUGUGCUGAAGCCCUCUUCCAUGGCUUACUACGUCAGCGAGGCAUUAAAAGACAAGAGAGGGGAGAUCCAGCUGGAUAAGAGCUGUGUCAUAGAGACUAUUGCAGACAGGGAGGGGAAGCGCUGUUUGUUCUGUGUGAAGACUCACACUAAAACCUUUGAGAUGAGCGCGUCCGACCAGAGACAGAAGGUGGAGUGGACUCAAGCUCUUCAGACAGCCCUCCGUCUCCAGAGCGAGGCGAAGGCCUCUCUUCACUUCGUGCUGAAGCUGAAGCGGCGGGUCCAGAGGGAACACAGCCACCGGGAGCGCAGCCGGAGCGCCCGGAGCAGCGGCAGCAGCCUGAGCAGCCUAUCAGACGACUCCAACAUCCAGGACAUGGAGAAGAUGGAGAAAGACAAAGACAGACAGGAUUUAGAAAUAGAAAGUAUCAUACAGCAUGCGCGUGAAUUAGAAACCAAACGAAGGGAGGCAGAGGAAAAAGAGAGGAGGAAACAGAAGGAGGUGCAGAUGGAGCUGGAGAGACAGCUGAAGGAGGCCGAGUCGCUGAGAGAAAGCAUGCAGGCAGAGAUGCAGGAGAAGGAAAAGGAGGCUGAGCAACAGAAGAAGAGGAUCCAGGAGUUGGAGCUGACUCAGCAGAAACUGGAGUCUGCUCUCAACAUGGAGAUCCACGCCCGGCUGGAGGAGGAGAGGGCCAGACAGGAACUGGAGAGGGUGCUGCGGGAAGAAGAAGAGAAGAAGAAGCAGUUCCAGCUCCUGCAGGAGCAGCAGAGGGCCUUGAAGUGCCUCAGCCCCAUACAGGAGGCCUCAGACGGCAGUCCGGACGAGGACACCCCCUCAGCUCUGCACUCCGCCUCUCAGGAGCUCCAGCAUCUGCAGGCUUCUCGCCAGAGGAGCCACCAGCGCCUGGAGGAGGUACAAGAGAAGCUGAGAUAUGCCAGUCAACAUGUAAAACACUGGAACGUCCAGCUGAACCGCCUCAUGACACCCAUCAGUCCCGGAGGACGUACGGAUAAUCGCAAUUUAUCAAAAAGCAUGUGUCCAAAAAAGGAAGGAGCAUUGGCCAGUAAUGAGUUCAUCUCUAAAUACAAGAUGAGGGCCGAUCAGAACAGAAAGAUGCCUGAAGGCAGCGAGAUGCUGGAGGAGCAGCUGGAGGCCGCCCACCUGUCAGAUUAAACAUCUGGAUAAGACCGAGAGUGGAGACUGGAAGGAGAAAAGCUAUUUAUAAUACAAGAAAAUAAUCUGCAUAAGCAUUGUAUUUUAUUUACAUUUUUAAAACGCACACUAAAAUGGAGAACAAUAAUGACACAACAUGUGAUGAUACAGGAUUUAAUACAACACAAUUGACUCACUUGCGAAAUACGGUUUUGUACAAUAAAGUUUUGAUGAAAAAAACCAUUUUGUUAACU
Molecule: messenger RNA, 2259 nt
Organism: Trematomus bernacchii (emerald rockcod)
Lineage: Eukaryota; Metazoa; Chordata; Actinopteri; Perciformes; Nototheniidae
Gene: def6c
Product: DEF6 guanine nucleotide exchange factor c
Exons: 12
Coding region: 152-2026 (624 amino acids)
Cellular component (GO): cytoplasm; nucleus
Source: RefSeq, a predicted model, not a curated record